This is a messenger RNA of Anolis carolinensis (green anole), 7628 nucleotides long. RefSeq names its product myosin-16. NCBI's taxonomy places the organism in Eukaryota, Metazoa, Chordata, Lepidosauria, Squamata, Anolidae. The record is from RefSeq and is a predicted model, not a curated record. Gene Ontology annotation, molecular function: actin filament binding; microfilament motor activity; ATP binding. Bases 1408 to 7248 code for a protein of 1946 amino acids. Gene Ontology annotation, cellular component: cytoplasm; myosin filament; myosin II complex. The transcript has 44 exons.
CUGUUUACCUAAAUAGUUUGAAUCCAGGUUGGGGUGAGCACCCGACUGACAAGCCUAGCUCACUGUUUACCUAAGCCAUUAGAAAACAGCUUAGAGCUGUAAGUAGAGAAAUUAGGUACCGCUAAAGAAUGUGGGAGGUAUUUUACAACACCAUAAAGAACAGAAGGAGAAGAGAAGAAGAUAGAGAAGAGGAAAGAAGAAGAGGAAGGAGAAAGGGAGAAGAGAAGGUGAAGGAAUAGGGGAUACGGAGGAAGGGGAGGGGAAGAAGAAAUGAAGAAAAGAAGGAGAAGGAAGAGGAGGAGAAGAGAAGAUGAAAGAGAAGGAGAUGGAAGAAGAGAAGGAGAAUAAGAGGGAGGAAGAAGAAGGGAAAGAGAAAGGGAGAAGAGAAGGCGAAGGAAUAGGGGAUACGGAGGAAGGGGAGGGGAUGAAGAAACGAAGAAAAGAAGGAAGAGGAGGAGAAGAGAAGAAGAUGGAGGAGAGGGAGGGAGGAGAAGAGAAGGAAAAAGAAGGAGGAGAAGAGAAGAAGAUGCAGGAGAGGGAGGGGGGAAAGAAGGAGAAAAGGAGGAAAGGGAGAAGGAAGAAGAGGAGGACAAAAGAGAAGGAGGAAGAAGAGAAGAAUAAGACGGAGGAGAGGGAGUAAGAAGAAGGGAAGGAGAAGAGAAGGAGAAAAGAAGAUGGAAGAGAGGGAGGAUGAAGUAGAGGAGAGAAAGAGGGAGGGAGGAGGAGAAGAAGAGGGUGAAGGAGAAAAGGAGAAGAAGAGUGGGAUAAGGAGCAUGAGGAGGAGAGAAGAAUGAGUAGGGGAGGGAGGAAGAAAAAGAAAGGGAGAAGGAAGAGUGGGAUAGGAAGGAGGAGAAGGAGAAGAGAAGAAGGAGAGGGGGAGGAAGAAGAAGAAAGGAAGAAGGAAAAAAGACGGAAGAGCAGGAGGAGAAGAAGGAAAGGAGAAGGAAGAGGGGAAAUAGGGAUGAGAAGGAGGAGAAGAAGGCGAAGUGUUCUUUCUUUUCACCUGGUGGUGACUGAGCUUGGGCCGAGCCCAUGCCUGUAGGAGAGAGGUCUGCCAGGCGAGGCUUCUAUUUCGGCCGGUCCUGUCCCUGGAGCCCUGAGGCCGGUUCCUAAGACGCCCUAGAAGGAGACGAGAAGGAGGAGGACGAAAUCCCCAAGAAACUGAGGCAUCACUCGAUCCGGCCGGAGGGAUCUGACCCGGGGACAUUGGCUUUUCUUAGACCAACCUGUGCGCUCUUGAGAGCCAAAGCGACUGCUGCAGACGUCUAGGGUAUAAAAGGCAGGGUCCAGACCCUUGCAAACCAGGGGUGUCUCUCGGACAGACCUUCUUGCCUCUGCGGAUAAUUCUCCAGGAACCUUUGUGGGUCGUGUUGAUCUCCAGUCUUUGCAUCCCAAACCCACGCCAAGAUGCCCGGCGGCUACAAAGGAGAAUGCGGCGACGAUGUGGACCCCAUGCCGUUCCUGGCUCCGAGCGAGAAGGAACGGAUCGAGGCCAUCAGCAAGCCGUACGACAUCAAGAAGUCGUGCUGGGUCAAAGACGACAAGGAAGGGUUCCUCGCUGGAGAGAUCCAGUCGGAGACCGAUACUCACACCACGGUGCUGACCGUGACCAAGCAGACGGUCACGGUGAAGAAGGACGAUGUCCAGCAGAUGAACCCGCCCAAGUUCUACCAGAUCAGCGACAUGGCCAACAUGACCUUCCUCAACGAAGCCAGCGUCUUGGACAAUCUCAAGCAGCGCUACGUGAUGAUGAGGAUCUAUACUUACUCCGGGCUGUUCUGUGUCACCAUCAACCCCUACAAGUGGCUCCCCAUCUAUGGGGCUCGCGUGGCCAACAUGUACAAGGGCAGGAAGCGCACAGAGGUGCCUCCUCACCUCUUCUCCAUCUCUGACAAUGCCUACCACGACAUGCUCAUGGAACGUGAAAACCAGUCUAUGCUGAUUACCGGAGAAUCCGGAGCCGGCAAGACUGAAAACACCAAGAAGGUCAUCCAGUACUUUGCUAACAUCGGCAGCACCGGCAAAGCCUCUGCCGACGGGAAGGGCUCCUUGGAGGAUCAAAUCAUCCAGGCCAACCCUGUGCUGGAAGCUUUUGGGAAUGCCAAAACAACCAGGAACAACAAUUCCUCUCGUUUUGGUAAAUUCAUCCGAAUUCAUUUUGGCAGCACAGGAAAACUGGCUGGAGCGGACAUUGAGAGCUAUCUCUUAGAGAAGUCUCGGGUCAUUUCCCAGCAACCGGCCGAACGGGGCUACCACAUCUUCUACCAGCUGCUCUCCAACAAGAAGCCGGAUCUCGUCGAGAGCUUGCUUUGUGUGCCGGACCCCAAGGAGUACCACUGGACAAGCCAAGGGGUGGUUGUGGUGGACAACAUGGAUGACGGAGAAGAAUUGCUCCUCACCGAUGUUGCCUUUGACGUCCUGGGCUUCACUCAAGAAGAGAAGAUCAGCGUCUAUAAGCUCACCGGUGGCAUCAUGCAUUUCGGCAAUAUGAAAUUCAAGCAGAAGCCAAGAGAGGAGCAGGCAGAAGUCGACACCACCGAAGUGGCUGACAAAGUCGCCCACCUCAUGAACCUCAACUCCGGGGAGCUCCAGAAGGGCAUCACCCGGCCCCGGGUGAAAGUGGGCAACGAGUUCGUCCAGAAAGGGCAGAACAUGGACCAGUGCCACAACUCCGUGGGUGCCCUGGGCAAGGCCGUCUAUGACAAGAUGUUCAAGUGGCUGGUGGUGCGCAUCAACAAGACCCUGGACACCAAGAUGCAGAGGCAGUUCUUCAUCGGGGUGCUGGACAUCGCUGGCUUCGAAAUCUUUGAGUUCAACAGCUUUGAGCAGCUCUGCAUCAACUUCACCAACGAGAAGUUGCAGCAGUUCUUCAACCACCACAUGUUUGUGCUGGAGCAAGAGGAAUACAAGCGAGAAGGGAUCGAUUGGGUCUUCAUUGACUUUGGCCUGGAUCUGCAGGCUUGCAUUGAGCUCCUGGAAAAGCCCAUGGGCAUCUUCUCCAUCCUGGAAGAGCAGUGCGUGUUCCCCAAGGCCACGGACGCCACUUUCAAGGCUGCCCUUUACGACAACCAUUUGGGAAAGUCCCCCAACUUCCUGAAGCCCAAGGGCGGGAAGGGCAAAGGGGCGGAAGCGCACUUCGAACUGGUGCAUUACGCCGGGACGGUGGGCUACAACAUCACCGGGUGGCUGGAGAAGAACAAGGACCCCCUGAACGAAACGGUGGUGGGCUUGUUCCAGAAGUCGGGGAUGGCCCUGCUGUGCACUCUCUUCAAAGAAGAAGAGCCCACGGCCGGAACCAAGAAGCAGAAGAGAGGCUCUUCCUUCAUGACCGUCUCCAACUUCUACAGGGAGCAGCUGAACAAACUCAUGGCCACCUUGCACAGCACAGCCCCGCAUUUCGUGCGCUGCAUCGUCCCCAACGAAUUCAAGCAGUCCGGUGUGGUGGAUGCCCACCUGAUCUUGCACCAGCUGGCCUGCAACGGGGUCCUCGAAGGCAUCCGUAUUUGCAGGAAAGGCUUCCCAAACAGGCUGCAGUACCCAGAAUUUAAACAGAGGUACCAAGUGCUGAACCCCAAUAUCAUCCCCUCGGGUUUCGUGGACAAUAAGAAGGCUUCUGAACUGCUGCUGGGAUCCCUUGAGAUGGGAGAGAAUGAAUACAAAAUUGGACACACCAAGGUCUUCUUCCGCGCCGGAGUCUUGGCCAAGCUGGAAGACUGGCGAGACGAACGGUUGGCCAAAAUCAUGACGAUGCUGCAGUGUCGCGGCCGGGGCUUCCUGAUGAGAAUCGAGUAUAAAAAGAUGCUCGACAGGAAGCUGGGUUUGAUGCUUAUCCAGAGGAACGUCCGCAAAUUCUUGUCGAUGCGGUUCUGGGGUUGGUGGAAGCUGUACAACAAGGUGAAGCCUUUGCUGAAUGUCGCCCGGCAAGAGGACGAGAUGAAGGCGAAAGAGGAAGAGCUCCGGAACGCCAUGUCCAAGACGCAGGAGCUGGUGGACCGCCUCAAGGAGCUGGAGGAAAAGAUGGCCACCCUCAGCCAGGAGAAGAACGAUCUGACCAUCCAGUUGCAGGCUGAGCAAGAGAACCUGUCAGACGCCGAGGAGCGCUUGACCCAGAUGAUGAAGGCCAAGAUGGACCUGGAGAGCCAGAUCUCGGACAUGAAGGAGCGCUUGGAGGAGGAGGAGGGCUCGGCGGCCACGCUGGGGGCCCAGAAGCGCAAGCUGGAGGGGGAGCUGAGCGACCUCAAGAGGGACCUCGAAGGCCUGGAGACCACCCUGGCCAAGACCGAGAAGGAGAAGCAGGCUUUGGACCACAGGGUCCGCACCCUGACCGGUGACCUCCAAGCCCGGGAUGACACGGUCGCCAAACUCCAGAAAGAGAAGCGGGCGCUGGAAGAGUUGCACCAGAAAACGCUGGACGACCUUCAAGCGGAGGAAGACAAAGUGAACCAUCUCACCAAAACCAACAGUAAACUGAGUACCCAGAUUCACGAGUUGGAGGACAACUGGGAGCAAGAGAAGAAAAUCCGUGCCGAGGUGGAGAAGGCCCGACGCAAAGCGGAGGGUGACUUGAAAAUGACCAUCGACAAUCUCAACGAAAUGGAAAGGGCGAAGCUCGACUUGGAAGAGGUGGUGAAGAAGCGCGACAUGGAGAUCAACUCCGUCAACUCCAAAGUGGAGGAUGAGCAAGCCCUGAACUCCACGCUGCAGAGGAAACUCAAGGAGCAUCAGGCCCGGAUUGAAGAACUGGAGGAAGAGCUUGAAUCCGAACGUUCUAUAAGGGCAAAGGUGGAGAAACAACGCAGUGACAUCUCCCGGGAACUGGAAGAGCUUUCUGACCGACUGGAAGAGGCUGGCGGGGCCACCACUGCUCAGAUCGAGCAGAACCGCAAGCGCGAGGCUGAACUCCUGAAGCUGCGUCGGGAGCUGGAAGAAGCCGCCUUGCAGAGCGAGGCCACGGCCUCCACCCUGCGCAAGAAGCACACGGACGCCAUGGCCGAGAUGACGGAGCAUCUGGAGAACCUGCAGAGGGUCAAGUCCAAGCUGGAGAAGGACAAGCAGGUCCUCAAGGCCGAGAUCGAAGACCUCAGCGCCAGCGUGGAGACCAUCCAGAAAUCCAAGCUAAACUCUGACGCUCAUGUCCGCAAACUGGAAGACAACCUGUCCGAAGCCAAUGCCCGACUGUCUGAGCUGGAGAAGAACCAAGCUGAGAUCAAUGCCAUCCGCUCACGGCUCCAAGCCGAGAACAGCGAACUGAGCCGAGAGCACGAGGAAAGCACGACGCGGCUGAACCAAAUUUUCCGCGUCAAGACGUCCCUCACCUCCCAGGUGGACGACUUCAAGCGGCAGUUGGACGAAGAGUCAAAGGCUCGAAGUGCUGCCGUGGUCAGCCUGGCCAACACCAAGCAUGACCUGGACCUGAUCAAAGAGCAGCUGGAAGAAGAGCAAUCCGGCAAAGCCGAGCUGCAGCGCCUGGUCUCCAAGCUCAACACCGAAGUCACCACCUGGCGCACCAAAUACGAAACGGACGCCAUCCAGAAGACAGAAGAGCUGGAAGAGACCAAGAGGAAACUGACCGCCCGGCUCCAGGAGGCCGAGGAAACGGCCGAGUCGGCCCAAGCCCGGGUGGCCAGCAUGGAGAAGAACAAGCAGAGGCUCCAGAUGGAAGUGGAGGACCUCACGCUGGACCUUGAGAAGGCCAACGCAGCCUGCGCGGCUCUGGACAAGAAGCAGAGAGCCUUUGACAAGAUGCUGGCGGAGUGGCAGCAGAAGUGCGAGGAGCUGCAGCUGGAGGUGGACAGCUCCCAGAAGGAGUGCCGCAUGUACAUGACGGAGAACUUCAAGCUCAAGACCGCCUACGAGGAGUCCCUGGAGCACCUGGAGUCCGUCAAGAAGGAGAACAAGACCCUCCAGGAGGAGAUCAAGGAUCUCAUUGACCAGUUGGGCGAAGGUGGCCGGAGUGUGCACGAGCUGCAGAAGAUGAAGAAGAAGCUGGAGCUGGAGAAGGAUGAGCUCCAAGUGGCCCUGGAAGAAGCCGAGUCUUCCCUUGAGGUAGAAGAAAGCAAACUCAUCCGCAUUCAGCUGGAACUGGCUCAGGUGAAAGCGGACAUUGACAGGAGGAUCCACGAGAAGGAGGAGGAAUUUGAAGCCACCAGAAAGAACCACCAGCGCGCCAUCGAGUCCCUGCAGUCCAGCCUGGAGCUGGAGGCCAAAGGCCGGGCCGAGGCCCUGCGCCUGAAGAAGAAGAUGGAGACGGACCUCAACGAGAUGGAGAUCCAGCUGGACCAUGCCAACAAGAAUAACAGCGAGCUGGUCAAGACGCUGAAGAAGCUCCAGCAGCAGAUCAAGGACCUCCAGAUCCAGAUGGACGAGGACGCCCGGCAACACGAGGAGCUGCGCGAGCAGUACAACCUGCAGGAGCGGCGGCUCAGCCUCCUGCAGACGGAGCUGGAGGAAGUGCGGACCGGCCUGGAGGGCAGCGAGCGCUCGCGCAAACUCAUUGAGCAGGAGCUGGUCGAGGUCUCCGAGCGGCACAACGAACUCAGCGUCCAGAACCAAAGCCUGCUGGUGAUCAAGCGCAAACUGGAAUCGGACCUUGUGCGCAUCACGAACGAUCACGAGGAGCUGAUCAGCGAGUUCCGGACCGCAGAUGAGCGCGCCAAGAAAGCUGUGGCUGAUGCGACCCGCAUGGCCGAAGAGCUGCGCCAAGAGCAAGACCACUCCAUGCACCUGGAGAAAAUUAAGAAGAACCAAGAGGUCACCAUCAAAGACUUGCAGGUCAAGAUGGAAGAAGCCGAGCAACUGGCUCUUAAAGGAGGGAAGCGCACCAUCAUGAAGCUGGAGACCAGAAUUAAGGAGCUGGAGACAGAGCUGGAUACGGAGCAGAAGCGCCACGUGGAGACGGUGAAGAUCCUGCACAAGAACGAGCGUCGCCUCAAGGAGCUGGUCUUCCAGACAGAAGAAGACCACAAGACCAACCAGCGCAUGCAGGAGCUGGUGGAGAAGCUCCAGAACAAGCUGAAGACCUACAAGAGGCAAAUCGAGGAGGCUGAGGAACAGGCCAAUCAAAGCAUAGCCAAAUACCGGAAGACUGUGCACGAGCUGGACGAUGCCGAGGAGAGAGCCGGGAUGGCCGAGUCGGCCCUGAACAAGCUGCGCACCCGGCACCGGGUCUCGGCCGGCAAAGCCUUCACUUCGGUGGAGAUCAUCCAGGUCUCCAAAUCUGCCAGCUCAAAAUCAUCCGCCGAGGAAUAGAUCUCACCCCUCUGAACCGGCAGCUGGCUGAAGGACAAAGUCUCUCCAGACAGCCGCCUUUUGCAAAGUUUGCUAGCGUAGUAAUGACCGGAGCAGCUUGAAGCGAUCUAUUUUCAAAGACAACUUGCAAAGAAAGAGAAAGAAGGAAGGUGGAAGUCGCAAGCAUCUCUUGGAAUACGAAGAGAGGAAAGUGGAGGAUUUCGGAAAUAUCUUUGAUGUGUUUUCUGAACUGGAACCAGUCUGGCUUUUUUAAGAAGGCAUUUUCAUGUCAAGGACGGAAAAUGUUACGAAGGCCUGGCUUGAGCUGUCUCUUGUAAAUAACUUUCCCACACUUAGUUUAAAGCAUAGUCUCAAUAAAGCUUUCUCCUGUGAAAAACAAA